This is a messenger RNA of Arabidopsis lyrata subsp. lyrata, 1293 nucleotides long. RefSeq names its product putative F-box/kelch-repeat protein At5g03000. The coding region runs from base 1 to 1128 and encodes 375 amino acids. NCBI's taxonomy places the organism in Eukaryota, Viridiplantae, Streptophyta, Magnoliopsida, Brassicales, Brassicaceae. Gene Ontology annotation, molecular function: protein binding. The transcript has a single exon. The record is from RefSeq and is a predicted model, not a curated record.
AUGAAGAAGGAAGAGAUGAAGAAACAAACUGAAUCUCCUCCUUCUCCGGAGACGCCGACGUUUUCUUCGUUGCCGUACGACCUCGUUUUCAAUUGUUUGGCUCGUGUCCCAAGAUUCCAUCAUCCAACUCUAUCUCUCGUCUCCAAGGAUCUCCGAUCUCUCAUGGCUUCCCCUCAGCUUGAGGCCACACGAACCAGAAUGGGAAUAUCAGAGACUUACCUAUGUCUAUGUGUCUGCAGCUUAGGUAACUACUACGACAUUAGUUCUCGCUGGUUCACAGUUGCAACAAUUCCCAAACACGAGAAGUUGAAACCUAUCCCUUCGUUGUCUUAUUUACACCCCCAGUUUUCAAGCCUCCUCACAAUUGGUUCAGAGAUUUAUAAUAUCGGUGGUUUCUUUAAUCUAAAGAAAAGAAAGAAAAGCAAAAGAGUGUUAGUUUUCGAUUUUCUAACAAAUCAACGGCGUAGACUCCCCAAGAUGCGUGUACCUCGAGUAGAUCCAGCCGUUGAUGUAAUCAACGGUAAGAUCUAUGUGAUUGGAGGCACAGGGUCCAAUAAUAUUGAGGAUUGGGGAGAGGUUUAUGACCCAAAGACACAAAUGUGGGAGCCAGUAUUGCCCACAACACAAGACCUCACUAUUCAAAUGAAUGUGGUUCCGGGAAGAUUUGUGAUGGGUGGCAAAUUUUAUGGCAUAUGUGGUGACUACAAGCUUCAAUCAUUGACGGAUUUUUGUUUGGUAGAGAUAGACAACGUGUUGUACUUAACACGUGUUUACAUAGGGAUGUUAUUUUGGUAUGAUUUAAAGGAACCUUUGGGGUGGAAUAAGGUUAAGGGACUUGACGAACAGCCGAAAUUUACUGAUCUUACUUCGUUGGCAAGUUCCAUCGGCGGAAGAAGAAGAGUGACAGUUUGGUGGAAGACGAUAGUGGCUUGCGGUGAAGGUAGCUUUUGUGAAGGGAAUUUUUGUAAGGAAUGUAAGUCAGAGAUUUGGUGUGCAGAGAUUUCAUUUGAGAGACGAGGCGGUUUAGGUGAGCUUUGGGGAUUUGUUGAAUGGUCUAAAAUUGUGUUAACGUUGGACAGAUGUGACUCUCAUUCUUUGCGUUUUGAUUCUGUUAUUUUGACUUAUUGAUCAUUGGGACUUUAUCUUAGUUUGUAAUUUAUAUACAUCUCUCCUUCUAUUUAUGUUUUACUAUGUCAACAUGAUCAGUGGCGUAAGACUGUAAACACCAUUGAUAAUGUUGACUUGAACUCUUUUGUAUAUAUAGAUGAAUAAUUUAUCCGUCUUUGAUUUCAA